AUGAGAAGAACAAACGCACAUGAAAAAUAUGGUGAAAGGAGAUUGGCAUUAGGAAAGAGAGAGAAAGAUCUGUUGAGUAGCAACAUCUUCUUCAAUAGUGGUGUUUGUCAAGAUCCUGCAUGUACUGUACACUCUAUUCUGGUUAAUCCUACCACUGUUAGCUCGAAAGACAUGCAAAAACAAAAUGCAGCACCUGACUUCGAUAGGAGGAGAUUGUCUCGCCGUUACAUGAUUAUGGAAAUAAGUAGGAAUUAG
Molecule: messenger RNA, 255 nt
Organism: Dujonia railenensis
Lineage: Eukaryota; Fungi; Ascomycota; Pichiomycetes; Serinales; Debaryomycetaceae
Source: the annotation of a GenBank genome assembly